Molecule: messenger RNA, 1353 nt
Organism: Ectocarpus siliculosus
Lineage: Eukaryota; Phaeophyceae; Ectocarpales; Ectocarpaceae
Source: the annotation of a GenBank genome assembly
AUGACAGUCAUUGACAAUGCAGUGGAAGCCCAGACUUCUGCCCACAAAAGAACGGUGGUGCAGGUUCCCGGGAGAAGUUUAGCUAUCUUCGACCCUCUCAAGGUUGUGUACGCCUCGCCUCUCGAGCUACGGUCGAUUGACGUCGGCGACCUGGAUGGCGACGGGUUCCCUGAUGUUGCAGUAGCAUUUCAACUCUCCGAUCAUGUGGUGUGGUUUCGGAAUGCAGACGGUCAGGGUGGAUUUACGACCGGCACUGAUAUCGAUACGGACGCGGGAGGUUCGCCUUCAAAUGUCAAGCUAGCCGACGUCGACGGGGAUGGGGACUUGGACGUAGUAUCCGCAUGGAAGACCGGCGAUCGAGUUACAUGGUAUGAAAACGACGGAGAAGGAACGUUCGCGAUCGGCCUUGAUCUUUCGACAACGGCCGAUGGUGCUUACGGGCUGGCGCUGGCGGACCUAGAUGGAGACGACGAUCUUGACGUCGUGUCAGCAUCCGUUUGGGAUGGGUUGGCGUGGUACGAGAACUCGGACGGCAACGGGGUAUUCUCGUUCGGCAUCAGCUUGGAACGUGGGGAACCUGCCAAGGACGUCGUAACGGCGGAUCUCGACGGGGACGGCGAUCUCGAUAUCAUCGCUGCAUCCUACGACGGCAGUCACGCCAGUAGUAAUUACUACGACGGCCGAAUAUUCUGGAUCGAAAACACCGACGGCGAAGGAACGUUUGGAGAAGGCGAAGACAUCGACUCGCUGGACUCCGCGAGGAUUGUGGUGCCUGUGGAUCUCGACAAUGACGGGGAUGUUGAUCUGGUGGCCUGCGACAACGUCGGGGGGCGGGUAAUGUGGUAUGAAAACACAAACGGGCAGGGGAACUUUUCGGCCGCCAUCGACAUCGCCAUCGACUCCGGGGUAAACAUGGUGAUUGCGGUUGACCUCGAUGGGGACGAUGACUUCGAUUUAUUGACCGCUAGUCGGGAUAGCGGCCGCGUGAUCUGGUACGAAAACCUGCUCGCAGAAGACGGUGACAGCGGAGCAACAUCAACAACGCCAGCGCCGCUCCCCAUCCUUGCUCCAACACCGUCGAUGGCCCCGACCCUGGCCACGAGUGCCCCGCCCUCAUCACGAGCAUCACCAGUCACCGGCACCACGUCUCCUUCUGCACCGGUCGAAGCGGAACUAACUUCUGCACCGGUCGAAGCAGAAGCAGGUGCAGACACCGGCAGCAGCGAUGGCAACAGCGGCAUUAGCGCCACACUCGAGAUAUUUAUCGGGGUCGCGUCGACGGUUGCAAGCGCAGUGAUUUUGGGAGCCGCCAAGAUUAUAUUUUCGAGAAGACAACCGGCAGACGCCGCUUAA